AUGAAGAUACAUAUUGUUCGAGUCCUCUUGGUCUUUAUAAUUGGUGUCGUUGGUGUCGUGAAAAGCAGAGGAAUAAGAGUGGAUGUCAGGACGAGUCCUUUCCCACCUCUAAGAGACCCAUGCCCCUUCGGUGCAGAUCGUAUACGAAUACCAUCGGCACUCGGAUGCAAGCUACGCAUGCUCUUAACACAUGCAUUCGGUCGAUUGAUUUUAUGA
Arctia plantaginis is the source of this 216-nucleotide messenger RNA. The record is from the annotation of a GenBank genome assembly. NCBI's taxonomy places the organism in Eukaryota, Metazoa, Arthropoda, Insecta, Lepidoptera, Erebidae.